AUGUUGAAGACUCUGGCUGUUCUCGUCGUCCUUCUGAGCUCUGUCACGUGUUUUUUUCUGAGUGAAAAAGACAUUUGUGAUGUGGAAAAAGCAAGAUGGAAUCAAUGUUUCAAAGGAUUCAUUAACAAAACAACCGAGUUGAAUGAAGUCGCCAAAGAAAUUCUUGGAUCAAGUUCUACAGUUGCCCCGAGUCACUACGAAAACAACAGAAAAACCUUCCAAGCUCUUCUGCAAUGUUUUGGAGAUAUCCACUGUAAAGGAAUGCGAAAACUGAUCAAAUUUGAGUUGGAUACAUUUGAUUUCUAUAUGGAAAUGGAUGACGGAACAGCCGAGCAAUGUGUUAAGGAGGCUGAUCAAGCUGUGCCACUUCGUAACUGCAUUCAUCCCAAGGAUUACAAGUUUCCAGCUGGCUAUGAUUUCAACAAGGAAAUUCUGAGUUGUACUGAAGAGGUUCUCGAAAACACGGAAUGCAGUGCCGAGGAUAAGAAGAAUGUGAUGAGAGGCGCAUUGGCUGUGAAGGAUAUGCAUGACAUCUUUUCGUUUCAUUUGAAGAGCGAAGAUCUUGUUAAUGAGUUCGACUUGAAGUUCGAUCGUACCAAAUACUUGUGA
Messenger RNA from Caenorhabditis remanei, 609 nucleotides. RefSeq lists its product as uncharacterized. Lineage: Eukaryota; Metazoa; Nematoda; Chromadorea; Rhabditida; Rhabditidae. The transcript has 3 exons. The coding region runs from base 1 to 609 and encodes 202 amino acids. The record is from RefSeq and is a predicted model, not a curated record.